AUAUAUACUAGAACACGUAUUACACAAAUUCAAUAUUACGGCUAUACUAGUAGACUUUUUAAGAUAGAGUGAAUGAAACAUGAAGUUAUUAGGUCUUGUAGUUUUCUACUUUCUGGAAAUUUCGAACUGUCAAGUGCCACCGAUUGAAGGUAAUUGUGACAGCAAUGGAGAUCUCAGACUAGUACAUAACAGAGGAGAGAAGUUCAGAGCAGUGCAAAUUUGUAGUAGUACUAAAUGGAAAUAUUUUUCAACAUGUGAUAAAUGGACAGAAGAAGCUGCUAGAUUGGCCUGCAGGCAACUUAAUCUUGGCUAUUUGGAUGCUUCAACAAGUGCUUUGCAAUUGACUAGCUCAGUAGGUCCAGAGGGAUUAAAAAGCUACACUUGUGCAGAGACGGCAAAUCAACUGAGCGACUGCAUUCAAUUACAAUACUUUGCACCCCAUACUACUACUGUGGCAACAGUGAACUGCAGUAAUGGUGACGUACAUGUAUGCAGUACUAACGGAGCCAUGAGACUAGCGGAUGGGUCCACAUACAGUGAAGGCAGACUAGAGAUAUGCCACAAUGGUCAAUGGGGGACAAUAUGCAACCAGGGAUGGACAGACAGUAGAGCUAGUCAAGUGUGCAGUAGACUGGGGCUCCCAACCUACAAUGCUACACUACAACAAUUUAGUGAGGGAACUGGUUUUGUGUACACAAUCAACUGCACGACAUUGGACGGUGAUAUUUCUAACUGUAUCCAAGAGUCUUCUUGUGGCCACUCAAUGGAUGUUGGAGUGAAGUGUCUUCCUUUUCCCGACGCUUGUGUAGUUCCUGUCAACGAAUCAAUUGCUACUGGUGUGACAUUAGGAGCACUCAUUGGUCUAUUGGCAGUUGCUCUAGUGGUUCUAGUGGUGGUUGUCGCUGGAUGGAUUGGAACGUGUGUUUACUUACAGCGAAAAAUAAACAAACACCACACCCACUCUACACCCGUCUCUACUAACGACUCCACCCUCCAACACACCACACAAUGAGGGAGACGGGAGAUUGUACGACAAAAUUAAUGACACAGUUUCUAACCUGGAGCACAGUAAUUUUGUGAAGUGCGUUCGAAACGAAAGCUAUUCACUUGACAGAGGAAAACGAAUACACUGAUUGUGUAAUAGAACUUUAGUUGGAUAGUAUGAGUAUGCCUAUUACCAACACCAAUAGUUUUGCACGCUAUCUAGAAGCAUGCAUUAAAGAGUUAGUGAUUCUCAAUAUUGAGAUAUACAUGGUACAAUGUUGGCCAACAUGCAUAAUGUUUCUGCUUAAUAACGCUCAUAGCUACACUAGAGCCA
Molecule: messenger RNA, 1318 nt
Organism: Halichondria panicea
Lineage: Eukaryota; Metazoa; Porifera; Demospongiae; Suberitida; Halichondriidae
Product: neurotrypsin-like
Exons: 6
Coding region: 80-1012 (310 amino acids)
Cellular component (GO): membrane
Source: RefSeq, a predicted model, not a curated record